Messenger RNA from Sitophilus oryzae (rice weevil), 290 nucleotides. RefSeq names its product soluble guanylate cyclase 88E-like. The transcript has 2 exons. Gene Ontology annotation, cellular component: guanylate cyclase complex, soluble. The annotation marks the transcript as partial. Gene Ontology annotation, molecular function: heme binding; oxygen sensor activity; guanylate cyclase activity. Gene Ontology annotation, biological process: nitric oxide-cGMP-mediated signaling; response to oxygen levels. NCBI's taxonomy places the organism in Eukaryota, Metazoa, Arthropoda, Insecta, Coleoptera, Curculionidae. The record is from RefSeq and is a predicted model, not a curated record.
AUGUCCGAGUAUAUCAAGCAAACCUACGGCGAAGACAAAUGGGAAGAAAUACGAAGAGCUGCCGGUGUGGAGCAACCCAGCUUCAGCACCCAUCAAGUCUAUCCGGAAGGUCUGAUACCUCGACUGUCGAAGAAAGCUGUGCAGAUCCUCCAAAUCACCGAAAAAGAGUUCUUCGACAAGAUGGGCGUGUUCUUCAUCAGCUUCGUCAGCCAGUACGGCUACGACCGGGUGCUGUCCGUGCUGGGCAGGCACAUGCGGGAUUUCCUCAACGGUCUGGACAAUCUGCACGA